GCGCGGGAUUCGCCAUCGCCGACAUGGCGGCGGCUGAGGCGGGACCGGCACCGGAAUCGGGACCGGCACCGGAAUCGGGACCCGGGUCGGGACCGGCCGAGCCAGAGCUGGAACCCCUGCGGCUGCGGCGACUGCGGGGCGACGGCUUCUUCGAGGUUCCGGCAGCCGAUCGGCUGGGACGAUGCCGCAGCGUGAAGGAGUUUGAGAAGCUGAACCGGAUCGGAGAGGGCACGUACGGCAUCGUGUACCGUGCCCGGGACACGCUGACCGACGAGACGGUGGCACUGAAGAAGGUGCGGAUGGACAACGAGAAAGAUGGAAUGCCCAUCAGCAGCCUGCGGGAGAUCACCCUGCUCCUGCAGCUCCAGCACCCCAACAUUGUGGAACUGAAGGAGGUGGUUGUGGGAAACCACCUGGAGAGCAUUUUCCUGGUGAUGGGAUACUGCGAGCAGGACCUGGCCAGUCUCUUGGAGAACAUGCAAACACCCUUCUCAGAAGCUCAGGUGAAGUGCAUCAUCCUGCAGGUGCUCAAAGGCCUUCAGUACCUCCAUGAGAACUACAUCAUCCACAGGGACCUGAAGGUCUCCAACCUGCUGAUGACGGACAAAGGCUGUGUGAAGAUAGCUGAUUUCGGCCUGGCACGCACCUAUGGGAUGCCCCCUAAGCCCAUGACCCCCAAAGUGGUGACUCUGUGGUACCGCGCACCGGAGCUGCUGCUGGGGAUGACAACCCAGACCACCAGCAUCGAUAUGUGGGCCGCUGGCUGCAUCCUGGCCGAGCUGCUGGCACACAAACCACUGCUGCCAGGCACCUCUGAGAUCCACCAGAUCGACCUCAUCGUGCAGCUCUUGGGAACACCCAACGAGAACAUCUGGCCAGUGAGAGCUCCCUGCCCAUUCUCCCUGUCCUUGCUGUUCCCCUGGCCCCUCCUCACUCUGUGUUUCCCCCAGGGGUUCUCCAAACUGCCGCUGGCCACCCAGUACACCCUGCGCAAACAGCCCUACAACAACCUGAAGCACAGGUUUCCCUGGCUCUCGGAGGCUGGGCUGCGACUGCUCAACUUCCUCUUCAUGUAUGACCCCAAGAAAAGGGCCACAGCCAAGGACUGCCUGGAGAGUUCCUACUUCAAGGAGAAGCCUUUGCCCUGUGAGCCGGAGCUGAUGCCCACCUUCCCACACCACCGGAACAAGCGGGCGGCCGGCACGGCAGUGGAGAGCCAGGCCAAGCGCAGCAAGCCCUGAGCUGUCCCAUGGGAACAGGCGUGAUGUGUCCCGGCUGAGGAGGAUUCCCUCAGCCCAACAGUCCCAGUGCCCCACGGGGCUCCAUCCGUUCCCAGGACGGCUCCCAGCUGCAUCUCCACGUGAAGGAUGGGGCAGGCUCUAGUCUGGGGCUGGGUGAGCGUGGCCCUGGGCCCAGGAGAGAAGAGAGAUGGGGCCUGGGGAUGCCCAGGGCUGGCAGGGUCAGUCCUAUCCCAUGGGGUCCUGGCUUGUGCUGUCUGUGGGGGGAACCCCAACUCUGCCAUCAAUAAAAGACUCUGGCAGUGGCAA
Molecule: messenger RNA, 1547 nt
Organism: Parus major (Great Tit)
Lineage: Eukaryota; Metazoa; Chordata; Aves; Passeriformes; Paridae
Gene: CDK10
Product: cyclin dependent kinase 10
Exons: 12
Coding region: 24-1241 (405 amino acids)
Biological process (GO): protein phosphorylation; regulation of mitotic cell cycle
Cellular component (GO): nucleus
Molecular function (GO): ATP binding; cyclin-dependent protein serine/threonine kinase activity
Source: RefSeq, a predicted model, not a curated record